This is a messenger RNA of Trichosurus vulpecula (common brushtail), 357 nucleotides long. Its product is annotated as transcription elongation factor SPT4-A-like. The record is from RefSeq and is a predicted model, not a curated record. Gene Ontology annotation, molecular function: RNA polymerase II complex binding; zinc ion binding. The transcript has a single exon. Bases 4 to 357 code for a protein of 117 amino acids. Gene Ontology annotation, cellular component: DSIF complex; nucleus. Gene Ontology annotation, biological process: chromatin organization; regulation of transcription elongation by RNA polymerase II; mRNA processing. Lineage: Eukaryota; Metazoa; Chordata; Mammalia; Diprotodontia; Phalangeridae.
GCGAUGGCGUUGGAGACAGUUCCCAAGGAUUCGCGACAUCUGCGAGCUUGUCUUCUCUGUUCUCUGGUCAAGACUAUAGACCAAUUUGAGUACGAUGGCUGUGAUAAUUGCAACUCAUACCUACAGAUGAAAGGCAACCGAGAGAUGGUAUAUGACUGUACAAGCUCUUCUUUUGAUGGGAUCAUUGCAAUGAUGAGUCCGGAGGACAGCUGGGUCUCUAAAUGGCAGCGAGUCAGUACCUUCAAGCCUGGAGUUUAUGCAGUGUCUGUCACUGGCCGCCUGCCUCGAGGAAUUGUUCGGGAACUGGAGAGCCGAGGCGUGGUCUAUAAAUCGAGAGACACAUCAAUAAAGAUUUAG